AUGAAGAUACUCGGGGCGCAAGGUAAUCCUUGUGCCACAACUCCAUAUAUAUUUCUCGUGCAGUUGCUCCUUCUUUGCCUGUGUUCAUUGUUCUGCACCGGUUUCCCCCAAUCAAACCCUACCAAAUGCCCCGGCAGCUCCGUCGACAUCCCAUCCCCUUUCAACAUCCUUGGCAACUCGAGCAUCUCGAGCAAUCCAUACUUCAACAUAUCAUGUGAAUCAACAGGGCCAACGCUAUCGUUCGGUGGCAAGCAGUACAGGGUCCUGGGCAUCUCGCUGCCCCAGGGCUAUGUACGUGUAACCGGCGACACCGUCUACACCCAGUGCCAGCAGAACGCUGGCCCGGUGACCACAAACUUCAUCAACCUUCAGGGCACGCCUUUCACCUUCUCACACACACUAAACAAGUUCACCGUCGUUGGCUGUGACUCCAUGGCCAUGAUACAAAGCCCGGACGUAACGAGCCGGUACAGGGGAGGCUGCGUGUCGUUCUGCGCUUCCGAGGGAAGCAUCAGCAGUGGCGCAUGCUCGGGGGUGGGCUGCUGCCAAGCUUCAGUGCCCGAGCAACUCAAGGUACUGAACUUAGAGUUUACCAGCAUACGGAGCCAACUCCUGCAGUCCUCCGGAUCUUUGGGGAACAUCAGUAAAAGCAGUAGCGCAUGGUGCAGCAAGGCGUUCAUCGUGGACCAAGGUUCCUAUGUGUUCUCCAGGGAUCACUUGGACAGAAACCUGACGAACCUGCCAAUGGUACUUGACUGGUCUAUAUCCGGCGGCAGCUGCUCAGAGGCGCGUAGUGCGCCUCAGACCUACAUGUGCAAGGAGAACACCGAUUGUUAUACCGUGGCAAAUAACACCGCGUACCGCUGCAACUGUUCUGCAGGUUUCACUGGGAACCCUUAUCUGGGAUGGCAAGAUUUUGAUUGCCACUAACUUAGGAUAUAUGCCUUAUUCUGAUUUCCCUUUCUCUACAAGUGCAUCAACAGACUUGGUGGUUUUAACUGUACAUGCCCGAUGGGCAUGACGGGGGAUGGUAAGAAGCAAGGCAAUGGGUGCAGUAGAGAUAAAACACUACUGAUUGCCGCAGGUGGAGGCCUGCCUUUGCUGCUUGUUCUCCUCAUGCUCGGAUUCUGGACCCACUGGCUUUUCACGAAGAGAAAGCUUGCGAAGAUAAGACAGAAAUUCUUUUUGCAGAAUGGUGGCAUGCUCCUGAAGCAGCAGAUGUUUUCUCAGAGGGCGCCGUUGAGGAUAUUCACGUCUACCGAGCUUGAAAAGGCAACCAACAGAUUCAGUGAUGACAACAUAGCUGGGCGAGGUGGAUUUGGGACGGUCUACAAAGGCGUACUAUCUGAUCAAAUGGUCGUGGCGAUCAAGAAGGCGCAGCGAGUCGAUCAGAGCCAGGUGGAACAAUUCGUCAAUGAGAUGGUCAUUCUUUCACAAGUCAACCACGAGAAUGUGGUCCAGCUAGUUGGUUGUUGUCUCGAGUCAGAAGUGCCAUUGCUGGUUUAUGAAUUCAUCACCAACGGGGCCCUUUUUCACCACCUCCACAACACAUCAGUCCCGAUGCCGUGGAAGGAACGCCUAAGGAUUGCAGUGCAAACUGCAACAGCACUUGCUUACUUGCACAUGGCUACAGAAAUGCCAAUUAUUCACGGAGAUGUCAAUUUCAGAUUCAGUUGGUAUAUUGAUGUGGAAAGAUGUGGGAAACAACACCGAGAGCAAAUAAGAGCCUCUUCUUGAGAGUCUCGGUGCGACGAGGAAAUGGAUACUGUUUAUGAACUAAGCUAGCUGUUUGUAAUAGUUGGUGGCCCACAUAUGGCUUGCCGGUAAGACCAAAG
This is a messenger RNA of Triticum aestivum (bread wheat), 1835 nucleotides long. Its product is annotated as wall-associated receptor kinase 3-like. Gene Ontology annotation, cellular component: plasma membrane. Gene Ontology annotation, molecular function: protein serine/threonine kinase activity; ATP binding. The record is from RefSeq and is a predicted model, not a curated record. The transcript has 3 exons. Lineage: Eukaryota; Viridiplantae; Streptophyta; Magnoliopsida; Poales; Poaceae. Gene Ontology annotation, biological process: protein phosphorylation; cell surface receptor signaling pathway.